AAUGUCAGCUGCUGUGAUCUUUGUUAACCUGUUUUCACAGCAGCGUUCUGCAUCUUUGAACGUUUCUGCCAUUGUUUCCUGAACUUUCAUCUGUCAAAGAUCAAAAAUAAAAAGAAUAAUCUAAUAAUAUAUAUAUAUAUAUUUUUAAAUAAAUAAAACUUCAUACUUUUAUGUUCGGCUCAUGGUUUUAAUAUUUUAUUAGUUUUUGCUGCACUCCUUUAUGUUCUGUCCUGUUCCCUCCUCUGUGCCCCUGACCCUGUUUCCAUGCUUGUUUACUGUUAGUUAUUUUUACAAUAUUGAUAUAGAACUAAUCUCUUGAAAUAUCAUAUAUCAGAUUUGGUACUUGAGAGACAAGAAAAAGAAGUGACAGCAUGCAGAGAAGGAGGCUAAACACUGUGCCUUCUGCUCCAGAGACAGUCCUCACAAACAGGCGAUAGAAACUGUAGGGUCAGAGUCUGGACUGAACCUUAUGCCCUUUUUAAGAGGACUUUCUGUGUUUAUGGUUUCAUCCUGCAGAUCUCCAUCUGGAAAACGUUACAGUCAUUUAUUUUUCAACCAUCAAAAAAACAUUUCAGUCCAAGCAACCUUUAAUGAAAGAUUUAAUUUAUCAGACGGAUUUUCAGUUCUGCUUUAGGGUUUCUCAUUAUUACUCACAUUUUAAAACAUUUACUUCUUGUGGCUUGUUGGAGUUUCCAGAGAUGUGAGAGGAGACUUACCGGCGCCAUCAUGAGGAAAAAUGCUGCAUCUGCAAUUCUGAAGAAAGUUGAACUCAAUUUGAAACAGGAUUUAGUCUACACAUCUUAAAAAAACAUACUAUGCUAAUAUUUCUUAUAAUCAGGGUUGAAGACAUGUAACAUGUAACAGGAGACUCAGCGCUGCUGUAAGGUCGACACAACAGGUUCAGAUCACUCUGUGGAGCUCAUGUUAACGAAAGUUAAAACGCUGCUGUUAAAAUUGAUGAGUGGGAGUCUCAUUUUCACCGUAUACCUCGGGAUUUUCCUGAAGUGAUUUUGAAGUAAAACUUCAGUAUAUAAGGAAGUGAGAGCACAGUAUGUAGAUUUGCCCAACUUAAAUACAUUCUUUGUUUCACUUUUCUGAAGAAACAAAACAAAAACAUUGUGUUGCUGCGUCACAGUUCAGCAGAACUUACAAGCUGCUGCAUGCACAGUCAUGUCCUUCAAUGUUUGGACAGAGAUUACCAGAGUAAUCAGCAGUCAGUGACAGUUUUACUGAAGAAUCUAUUGUUUAUAAAGAGAGAGUUUAAAAAAAGCAGUCUCACAGGUUCCUACAGGUUUUCUGUGAAGUUUUUUUGCUGUAAAAUGAGCCAACAGGUUUUUUUGUUGCAGCGUGUUUACCGUCUUCAGCACACGCCCUGCUGCUCUUCACAGACACUGCAGCAUAUUUUCAGCUGAGAGACUCAAACACAGGCUUUGUGUUGUUUUCCUCUCUGGUUUUAAAUCUGUUAAACGCAGAGUUUAAACUAAAUUUUCUUUUUAGAAGAAGCUUCCUGCUGCUUUGUGGGACCUCCAGCUGUUGCACUCUGCAUUGACCUGACCCUGACACGUGUGACUGUGCAGUGAUUCAUUGUCUGAACUGGUUUAGCUGUUGGGUGUGAAAAUCUGCCGGAGAAGAUGUUUGCUGCUGAAGCCAAAGCAUUUGUCCAGACGCUGGGAGGAACAGACCUCAUCUCUAAUGAUAACUUAAACUGUAAAAUGGAUCUACUGACUCUGGUCAAAGUCACUGAGGGAAUUUUUUGGCCGGUACAGAAGUACAAAGUGAUACACUAUAGCCUGCCCGAGCUCACCGAGGAAGAAAACUUCUCUCCAGAUUACACCGAGGAAGUCUUGGUAGAGGACUUUAGGAUCACUACAGAGAAGAGUGGGAGUGGAGGUAUAGGUGGAGAAUGCAGUAAUGUGGGUGAAGCUUAUAUUAAUGCCAGCACUAGUUCUGUGGAUGGACUGGUUCAGCCCGUCAGCAUGAUGACAAAGAAGGCCAAUGUUAAAACUGUGGUGAGCAGAUUCAAGGGCAGGAAAAUACACAAGGAUACCUUGAACCUGCUGGGACUGAAAGAGAAGGAUAAACUGAUGUUUGUCUCUCAAAUAGUUUACAACUCCAGUCCUGUCAAAAUUAUUAGAAAGUCUACGACUGAUGGCUCCAUUUUCACUUCUUAUGUAAAGAUGCUGAGUGUCUUUGCAAAGGGGAGCAGUAAGGCGGAGACAAGCUUCACUGUGCCAGCAAAAUCCAUCUUUGCUUAUAGCCUGGUGGAGAUAAAGAUAGAGAAUGAGAAACUGAAGAUCUCAUGUGAGCCGUGGACUCGUAGUUUACUCGAUUGGCUCCUUUGUGAUGACGUAAGCAAUCCAACUGUGAAAAAAGUAAAAGAAGAACUAGAGAUGAAGGAAGAUCUACUGCAGCCGCUGGCAGAUCUUCCUGAGUCGACCCGUUGUGAUCUGCUGCAAACACUCAGCGAGCUCGUUGAGGAUGGAGACAAUCUCUCUCUGCUGGAUAAAACACUGGAUCAUUGCAGUAAUGGAGUGUUUGAGUGUGAGUCUGAGGCUGUCUCUUCCUUCAUGGACCUUCUCAAUGUCUCAAACAUCUCCACAAGUGAGCAGAAUGCUGUUCAUAUGUUGGUCAGCGCUCUGCACACUCUGCCAGAUGAAGUGCCGCCACUUCUGACCCGCUGCAGUCCAGACACUCUGAGAGUGCUCAACCAGCUGGUGGAUGGUCUGAAGGACGGUCGGGCCACACUGCCAGAGUCCCUGCCCGUCCCCCUGCAGGAGGGAGGGGAGCUCCGCUGGGCGGCCGAGUUCAUCUGUUUGAACGAUCAGAAGCUGAAAGAGUUGAGUGACGGCUGGGACCGGCCCGAGCUGCCCCCAGAGGUUCUGCUGGAGGUUCUGUGCCUCGCUGUGCAGGGACUCAGCCUGAUGCAGCCCACAGCAAACCCUUAAUGUCAGCUGCUGUGAUCUUUGUUAAUGUGCUUUUACAGCAGCCGAUGCUUGUGAUGGUUCAGUGUCCAGUCAGGUGAAUACAGCAUAGUUUUGAUGUCCAUGGUUGAUUCAACAAUUGGUGAACUUUAUUUCAAUGUCUCACUCUGAUUUUGUUUCUUGUUUCACUCUGUCAUCUUUCAAAGAGACAAAAA
Messenger RNA from Haplochromis burtoni (Burton's mouthbrooder), 3136 nucleotides. RefSeq lists its product as uncharacterized. Gene Ontology annotation, cellular component: cytoplasm. Gene Ontology annotation, biological process: programmed cell death. Lineage: Eukaryota; Metazoa; Chordata; Actinopteri; Cichliformes; Cichlidae. The coding region runs from base 1632 to 2945 and encodes 437 amino acids. The transcript has 11 exons. The record is from RefSeq and is a predicted model, not a curated record.